AUGUCGUUCGAGAAUGCAGACUUUACUCAAAUUCUAGAUGACCUAUCAAGUCGUUUUAUAAUAAAUGUCCCCGAAGAGGAAUUGUCUUCCAUAGAACGUAUCUGCUUUCAAAUCGAACAGGCUCAUUGGUUCUAUGAAGAUUUUGUUCGUGAACAAAAUUCAAGUCUACCCAGCUUUACAUUAAAAGGCUUUUCUGCAAGAUAUAUCCUUUUUCUUUCCAAAUACUUAAAUGAGCAUGAAAAGGCGUUUGGGGAUUUCAUGCAGUAUAAAAUAAGGGUUCCAGUAUGCGGCGCAAUAAUGUUAAAUCUUACUAUGGAUAAGGUUCUAUUGGUAAAAGGUUGGUCAUCACGAUCAGGUUGGGGUUUUCCAAAAGGCAAAAUAAAUAAAGAUGAACUUGAUUCAAUUUGUGCCGUUAGAGAGGUGUUUGAGGAGACUGGGUAUGAUAUCACACCAUUGAUUAAAGAAAAUGAUUUUGUUGAAAUAACAAUUCGUGGCCAAAGGAUCAGACUAUAUAUAGUGGCUGGUGUACUAGAAGGUGCUAAUUUUUGUCCACAGACACGUAAAGAAAUCAGUAAAAUAGAAUGGCAUAAUCUUUCAGAUUUACCCACUUGGACAAAAAAUCGUAAUAAAGAAUCACCUUAUAAUUGUGGUGGUGGUUGUGUUAAAUAUGGUAGCAGUAGAUAUUACAUGGUUGUUCCAUUUGUUACGAAUAAGAAAUCAUAUUGGUUAGAUGAUAACAAUUAUGCUAUAAAACCCUCGCACGAAUCAGCAAUCAUUUGUUCUGAAAGUGAUGGCAUAGAAGAGGAUGAAGAGGACGAAAAUUUGGCUUUUAUUGAUGAUCAUGGUCAUAACAUAGAGGAUGAAAACUCAAUAUUUGAUCAUACAACAUUUAUUUAUCAUAAUAUCAAUAGCAACAAUGGCAACAGUAAUAAUUACAAAAAUAAUUCAUCCGAUAAUUUUGUUGAUAAUAAAAAAGGUAAAGCUAAGGCGGAUUUAAAUUAUACAAAAAAUACAAGAUCAAACCAUGCUACUAGCACCACCACUACCACAAUUACAGCACCCAAUAACAAUAAAACAUUUGUACCAUCAAUAUUUAAUAAUUUAGAAACUCAACGAAAGAAUUCAUUGCUCAAUAUACUCCAAUCGACUAAAUCCAUGGAAUCCUCAUCGUCAUCGCUAGCAACAUUUAAUAAUAUAGAAUAUAAUAAUAAUAAUAAUGAUAAUAAUAAUACUUCAAACAACAUACCAUUGUAUAAUAAUAUACUUCAAUAUCCUAAUACUAAUAAUUUCAAUGCUAGUAAUAAUCUUAAUUCAACAAAUCAACAACAUCGUCAUCAUCAACUAUCUUUGGAAUCAUCUUCUUUUUAUAAUAACAACAAUAGCACAAACAACUAUCACAAUAAUAAUAAUUAUAAUAAAAACAAUGACAAUAGAUUAUUAAACCUCAUGACAACUUCCCAAUCAGUUCAAGGCACUUCUGCUAAUAAUGCGCUCUAUGAAGAAAUAAGGGCACAAGAAAGACAAUUACUUGAAUGGAUAACAACUCAAAUAUAA
This is a messenger RNA of Entrophospora sp. SA101, 1554 nucleotides long. NCBI's taxonomy places the organism in Eukaryota, Fungi, Glomeromycota, Glomeromycetes, Entrophosporales, Entrophosporaceae. The record is from the annotation of a GenBank genome assembly.